AUGCUGAGGAGCGCGCUUCUCACUCAGGCAUUCAUGCAAGCUCCUUCCCGGGACUUUUUGCCUUGCACCCCAGAAAUCACUUUAGUUGCAAAGCGCUUGGACAAGUUCAAAACUACAAUUUUCACGCAAAUGAGUAUGCUAGCUAUGAAGCAUGGAGCAAUUAAUCUCGGCCAAGGCUUCCCCAAUUUUGAUGGGCCCGAGUAUGUCAAAGAAGCAGCCAUUGAAGCCAUCAAAGAAGGGAAGAACCAAUAUGCUCGUGGAUGUGGAGUUCCUGACCUCAACUCAGCAGUGGCAGCCCGGUUCAAGAAAGAUACUGGACUUGUGGUUGACCCUGAAAAGGAAGUUACCGUCACUUCAGGAUGCACUGAAGCAAUUGCCGCAACCAUGUUGGGCUUGAUUAAUCCUGGUGAUGAGGUGAUCUUGUUUGCUCCUUUUUAUGAUGCUUAUGGAGCUACACUGUCCAUGGCUGGUGCCAAAAUAAAGUGUGUCACCUUACGGCCUCCAGAUUUUUCUGUCCCCAUUGAUGAGCUCAAGUCCAUGAUCUCAAAGAACACUCGAGCAAUCGUGAUAAACACUCCACAUAACCCCACAGGAAAAAUGUUUACUCGAGAAGAACUUAAUGUGAUUGCUUCCCUCAGCAUUGAGAAUGAUUUUUUGGUUUUUACUGAUGAAGUUUAUGACAAGUUAGCUUUUGAAAUGGAUCACAUCUCCAUGGCUUCUCUUCCUGGGAUGUACGAGCGGACUGUAACCAUGAAUUCUUUGGCGAAGACAUUCUCUCUAACAGGCUGGAAAAUUGGGUGGGCAAUAGCUCCCCCGCAUCUGACAUGGGGAGUGAGGCAAGCACACUCGUUCCUAACAUUUUCUACGUCAACGCCCAUGCAAUAUGCAGCUGCAACAGCCCUUGGAUCCCCAGACUCUUAUUAUAAGGAGCUGAAGAGGGAUUACAUGGCAAAGAAAGCGAUUCUGGUGGAGGGAUUGAAAGCUGUGGGUUUCACGGUAUACCCAUCGAGUGGAACCUUCUUUGUGGUUGUGGAUCACACCCCUUUUGGACACGAAAAUGAUGUCGCCUUCUGUGAGUAUCUGAUCAAGGAAGUCGGGGUUGUCGCAGUUCCAACGAGCGUAUUUUAUCUAAAUCCAGAAGAUGGAAAGAAUCUCGUACGAUUCACCUUCUGCAAAGAUGAGGGAACUCUCAGGAGUGCAGUUGAGAGGAUGAAAGAGAAGCUGCUGAGGAAGUGA
This is a messenger RNA of Ilex paraguariensis (yerba mate), 1236 nucleotides long. The record is from the annotation of a GenBank genome assembly. NCBI's taxonomy places the organism in Eukaryota, Viridiplantae, Streptophyta, Magnoliopsida, Aquifoliales, Aquifoliaceae.